Aphis gossypii (cotton aphid) is the source of this 2372-nucleotide messenger RNA. RefSeq lists its product as uncharacterized. The transcript is spliced from 10 exons. NCBI's taxonomy places the organism in Eukaryota, Metazoa, Arthropoda, Insecta, Hemiptera, Aphididae. Bases 626 to 2266 code for a protein of 546 amino acids. The record is from RefSeq and is a predicted model, not a curated record.
AUAAUAUUUUAGUUAAGUAAAAUACAGUUGAAAUAACUAUAUUUUUACAUUUAACAACUAUAAUAGUAUGUUCAAGUAACUAGUACACAAGUAGUUGAUUUAUUAAAAACGUAUUCAACUAAAAUAAUGUUGUAUUAGGUAACAUAAUGAUUGGUUUAACAAUAAAUUUAGUUGAAACUAUUUAACUACAACUUUUGAUUGAAUCAACAUCAAAUUUUAGUUGAUUAAUUUUGUGAACAAUAAAAUUUAGUACCGUUUACUAUAAAAUAUAGUUAUUUUUAUAUUUAUUUUAUUAUUUGAGGUUAUGUUACUAAUUGAGUAAUGUAACACUGCACAAAUGCGUCACUUAAAUACUCUACGGUUGUUACGAUUCCACGUGUUUUCGACGCCUCAAUAAUUAUUAAUUAAUUUCUAUUAAUUUUUGAUACCUGAAGGUAAUAACCAGUGUUAAAUUAUUUAGUUUUUUACAAGUUUUUACGAGCUAUAGUCUCAUCUAUUAAAAAAUUUAUUGUUCGUGUAUCGACGUUGAGUUUUCAAAAAUUCAGUCUCCAGUCAUACUCAUAAAAAAGUUACUGUGGACCUCCAGGUUUAUUAGCUACAUUAAUUUACCUAAGUUUCAACAAAUAUGGAUGACUUUACUGUAUCAACACUUAAGGAAUGGGGUUUUGAUAAUUUAGUAGACCGUUUUAAAGAAGAAGAAAUUGAUUCAGAAGCUUUUCUCGCAUUGACUGAAAAUAUGAUUGCUAAAUUAUUACCAACGUUAGGAAAACAAUCCAAAUUUAAUAAAGAACUCAUAAAAUUAAAGGAAAAAAUUAACAAAGAAAAGGAAACAUACUCACUAGUUUCUUCAGAUUCUUUGGGAUCGUUAACAGAUAGCCCAGAUUUAGAUAUAGCCAACUUAGAUUUUAUUAUUGCUAAUGGUUCAAAUAGUUCAAACCCAACUGUUCAAACUCUAUAUGGUACGGUAUGUGCUGAAGAUUUCAAUGUGGCAACUGGUUCACAAAAUGUGUAUACCAAUAUUUCCAAUACCACAGGGGUAACUACAGAAAAUAUAAAUUCUGGUGACGGUGAAUACAUUAAUAAUAUUUUAAAAAAAUAUAAUGAUGGAUUAAUGAUAUUAGAUUACUAUAAAUUUAAUAAUACUUUGAAUUAUACAAUAAGGAAUUUGCUAUGUUCAGUCAUAAUAAAACACGAGUUUCUUAAUCAAGGAAAUCAACAAAUUUCUAAAUCUAAAUUUAUUUAUUUAGCAAAAGGUAUUUCAUCAUUAUUUUCAUCUGAGAAUGAAAAUACAUAUUUUACUCCAUAUUCAAAACAAGGAUUGAUUAUAAGUCCUAAUAGAGGAAAGUUGUACGAUAAGUACUGCAAUUUAAAAAGAAAUAUUUUGAAACUAAAUAACAAAAGAAAAUCUGCAGAAUCUAAUGAUAGUCAAAAGCAUUUUUCUGAAGACGACUUUGAAGAUUCUCUGAAUUGGCUAAAAAAUAAUGUUGAACCAGAAAAUAUACUUCAUAAACUUUGGAAUGAAACUGCAGAAUUUCGAUUAAAUACACAAAAAAACUUAAAUGUUAUAGAUCUUUAUCCAGCUUUGAAAAAACCAACCGGUCAUUACCUUAUUGACUUAGAUUUUGGGCACUUGUAUCCUGGUAAGGGAAUGUGUCUGUUUCAAAAAUUUGAUUUAUUUAAAAAAAAGUUAAACAUUUUACUUAAACAGAAACCUAUUAAACUUGAGUCGACUUAUUCACAGUUUCUUAUUAAGCUUAACGAUCCUAAAAAGCCUGGAGAUGAUGAUUUGGCUUCACUAUUAUUACUACCAUUUAUGUUUCAACCUACAAAUGUAGUUCUUAAAAACAAAAAAACUCAUCGACCAUCCAAAAUUGAACAGUCAAGAGCUUUCAUUACUCAUAUUGUUUGUGCAAAUGAACUAAAAACUUUGCAUCAACAAAAAAAAGAUCGUGCACUUUUUUUGGGUUUGACUGUUCAACCAUAUGUUGUUGUAAUUGGUGAUAUUGAUGGGUUGGAUCCUAUUCAUGCUUAUACAAUAAUAGACAACACCCAAUACUUAUUGGAGACUCCUAUCAAAGCAGUUGAUGUGUGCUUUAAAGCUUUUCAUUCGCUGAAUCUUGAAUAUCCUAUUGAAUCAAAUCAAGUAUGGUGUUUUAUUGAACAUUAUUUUUAUAAUAUAGUUAACCCUAUAAAAGGUAAACAAUUUUUAUCAAUCCAAACUCUUGUAAAAGAUUUAAACUCUUGUUCGGAUUUAAAUACAACUUAAAUUGUAUAAACAAUUUGUUGUUACUAUAUUAUUAAAUUUAUCUUACUGGAAAUAGUAUUAUAAUUUAAUAUUUUUUUAAAAUUUAUAUUAAAAAAGAAAGAUUUUA